GUUCAUCAGCUGACCGUCUCUGAAACUACACUGCACCAAUUGGUUCCAUGAUGCUGGCGAUUACUGUUCUGAUGUUUCUGUUGGGAGGUAUCGAGUUGGGGGAGACACUGGAGUGCACACAGUGUAUGUAUAUUACCGCUACAGGUGGUGGUGGUGCGGAUGUACAGAGCCUUAUCCAAAACAUGUAUGCAAGUACGAUGGACGCUGAGUGCGCCAAGAACCCCACCUCUGUCACAAAGACAAUUAGCUGCGACGGUUCCUGUGAGUUUGCGGAAGUCAACACAACGACCAAGAUAGAGCAAUACUCCUACUCCAUGAGCAUUGGUGUUGUGAUUCGAAGUUGCAAUCCUUCAAAGAGCGUGAAUGAAGGAUGCAAAACUAUAAGUUCGAACGACGCACAGAAUCUCCAGGCUGUUCUGGGAGGCGGUCUGACCAUGGGGCAGGAGGUCUCUGGGAAGAUGUGUUUUUGCAAUAGCGACAGCUGUACACAGGAUGUUUCGUCUCUUCCUGCACUUCCCAAAGCCCCGACUACCCAGUGUCACGUGUGCAUUUACGAGAAAUACGAAACAUCCGACAGCCAGUUGCAGAAGUCCCUCGAUCAAAUCACCCCAGCAACCAGCGUACCCGAGUGUCUGGACAAAGGAUCGGAGACUCCCACAAUGUCCUGCGAAGGUUCUUGUUUAAAUACCGGAUCAACUGUCACUAUGAGUGUGAGUGGCACGUCCGUGACCAUGAAAAUGGCCGAACGCGGAUGCGUCGGAUUAGAAACGGAGGAAAAAUGCGUGAAACUGACGCAGGAAGAUCCGGCCAUCACUCAGUUAAUCCCUCUCGAUUCACUGAAGGCAAUAGGACUCGGGGACUUCCGGGUCGACAUGGAGUACUGCACCUGUAACGGGAACCAAUGCAACAGCAAGGAAAGCACACCUUUCACUUCGGGCAGUAACGCGCCAGUAUGGAGUGCGUCCUUCCUGAUCUUAUCGGCAAUUGCUACCCUGCUGUUGUAGAAGGGCAUGAACUUACCAUAUUCAUUCCAGAUUUCUAGAGCUUGAGUCUUUUCAGAUUAUCUUAACCAAACAAACUUUAAAUUUGUAUUCACAUAAA
Messenger RNA from Lingula anatina, 1101 nucleotides. RefSeq lists its product as uncharacterized. NCBI's taxonomy places the organism in Eukaryota, Metazoa, Brachiopoda, Lingulata, Lingulida, Lingulidae. The record is from RefSeq and is a predicted model, not a curated record.